GCAGAACAGAGAAAGUUGAUUUCAACAGCCCGUAUCAACAGUUCCAGAAACUCUUUUUGCGAAACCCUCCCUGCCGGGAAGGGAGAAAAUAAACCACUGGACCCAGGGUUCUGAGUCACAUCUGCCCCUACCCAGCACCAUGAAGUCCGGCGGGCUCUUGCCGGUGGCCGUUAUCCUCGUCCUGGGGAUCCUUCAGUUAUCCUGGGCUCAACGGGGAAGCUGCCCUCUUGACCACAAUCACUGCAUCCUACCUGUGCCGAACCAAUGCAAGGCGGACCAGGAUUGUUCAAGAGGGUACAAAUGCUGCUACUUUCACUGUGGCCUGAAGUGCGUGAUUCCUCGGAGAAAUGUGAUAAAAAAGGGGAGAUGUCCCGUGGUGAACAUCCGCUGCGCCAUGCUCAACCCUCCUAACCGCUGCCUGAAGGAUUCCGACUGUCCCGCCAGGAAGAUAUGCUGCGAGGGAGCCUGCGGGAAGGCCUGCGUCACCCCAGAAAGAAAUUGAGCGGUUGCGGUUGAGAUGUCUGCAGCUCUAAGGCCCAACAGGACUCCUGCCCGGCUCCCUGCCCCCGGACCACCCCUCUCUGUCUCUCCCUGACUUUCGAGGGGUGGGCGAGACAGGGAGGGGGUCUUACCCUUGCCCCUCCUGCUGGAGCAACUGCUUUCUCUAUCUGGAACCAAUAAACAAACCCCAUCUCCCCCCAGCCCCAGCA
Molecule: messenger RNA, 710 nt
Organism: Ornithorhynchus anatinus (platypus)
Lineage: Eukaryota; Metazoa; Chordata; Mammalia; Monotremata; Ornithorhynchidae
Product: antileukoproteinase-like
Exons: 4
Coding region: 140-502 (120 amino acids)
Biological process (GO): antibacterial humoral response; innate immune response
Cellular component (GO): extracellular region
Molecular function (GO): peptidase inhibitor activity
Source: RefSeq, a predicted model, not a curated record